Messenger RNA from Westerdykella ornata, 1452 nucleotides. RefSeq names its product alpha/beta-hydrolase. The transcript is spliced from 3 exons. NCBI's taxonomy places the organism in Eukaryota, Fungi, Ascomycota, Dothideomycetes, Pleosporales, Sporormiaceae. Gene Ontology annotation, molecular function: catalytic activity. The coding region runs from base 1 to 1452 and encodes 483 amino acids. The record is from RefSeq and is a predicted model, not a curated record.
AUGCUGGGAACACUGGCAUUGCGGGGCUUCAGCUUCGCGUACGGACUUGUUGGGUUCGUCUUGUUGACAGCUACUGCUGCUCUCAGGGACGGCGCGUUUACUAGGAACCGGAGGCCAAGUGAGAAGGAGGAUGAGGAGUUCGAGAAAGGUACUUUCCCCUCGAGAUUGGUCUCUGCACACAUGGCCAACAAGCAAUUAGCGCAAAAACUGUACUGGGACCUCUCAAACAACCCUCUCCCGGGUUUCAAGCACAUGUUCUACAAGCUCGAGAAUGGCGUCCAGCUUCACUAUGUGACCAACGCAGUCGGGCCCAAUCUUGGAUCAGGAAAGAACGUCGCCAUCUUCAUACACGGCUUCCCAGACUCGUACGUCCUCUGGCGCAAGAUCCUGACAUCACCCGCCCUUUCCUCCCACAUCUUGAUAGCCGUCGAUCUUCCCGGAUAUGGAGGAAGCGAUAGUCUUGAGAAAUACGACCCGGACCAUGUCCUAGAAACCAUGACCUGGUUCAUACUGGGAAUGCGGGAGCAGUAUCUUUCGGAUGGAGGAAAACUAAUCAUGGUAACACAUGAUUGGGGCACGAUUGUAGGCGCUCGACUGGCCUCGGAAGCAAAUCAGCUGGCCGACCGAUGGAUACUCGCCAAUGGUGUAAUUCCCCAACAUGUCCGCUCCACUGUCCAGAGUCUCCUCGCCUCCUCACGACAGAUGCUACACACGUUCAUGCGUAACCCCACCAAUACCGCCCUCCUCAGAAAGUCCUUUUCAACAGUCGGGCCCAUGUUUUCCCAGCUAGGCCAAUCGUUCUACGUCUUUACUCUAAACCUACCAAUGCCACUUUCCAGCUUCGUCGUACGCAUGGGUAACUUCUGGUUCGUUCGACUCCUGCUUCUCGUCCAAGCAGAGAAAGAAGGCACAGGCUCGGAAACGCUCGGGGAGCUACUCGCGGCAUCAUUCGGUCCUGCUCUCCCAGGAGAGGCUCUUCAAUCCUCAAAUCCAGACCAUCAGUAUGGCGAAUCGGUCAUGAAACGCAUCCCAGAUCACGGCAUGUCACAGAAGAUCCGCGUCUAUCGUGAGGGUCUCGCUCUCUCCCCAUGGACCAAGAGCCUCGAGGCCAUCGCCGCGCUCAGUGAGAUAUCACGCGGACGGUCUUUUUCUGCGUCUGGUCGCGCCUUGUUCGACGAUGGACCCCCUGGUGCGCUCAAGGUACCUGCUACGCUCGUAUGGGGGAACAAGGACCCCGCGGGGGAUCGCCGUCUUGCGCUUAGCGGGCUCAGUGAUUACUUGACUAGGCGGAGUGACAUAGUGAUGGUCAAGGAGGGUGGACACUGGCUCCCGACGGAGGAGGUUGGAGCGAAAGUGAUUGCGGACGUGACGGAGUGGGCGUUGACGGGGGAGAAGACGCCGCUCAAGGAGAAGCUGGUCGAUGCGGAAGGGAUUACCAUUCAGUCUACUUGA